AUGCAACCGGCCUGCUUGGAAGAGGAAGAGGGAGGGGUUAUCCAGCAUGCGCCUCAGGAGCAGUUGGUGCAGCCAUCUGCGUGGGGGCGUCGCAGCAACCACAACCUCAAGCUCCUCGAGGACGGCCUCACCGUCACCUACCAGCCUGCCCCCUUCCCCCUCAUAGCCGUGGCGCAAGCGGACCGACCGUUCAGCCAGCUGCAGGGGCUGUGCUACUUCGAGGUCGUCCUGGCCGAUGUGGGCAAGAGCCAGCAACUGAACAGCGUGUACGACAGGGACCUAGCGAUCGGGUUGGCGACACGGGCGCACCCGCUGGACUGCCACCUGGGGAGCAGCAACAAGUAUGCGUCCUCCCUGACACCGGUGUUGGCCCUGGCGGCUGUUGUGCUCACACCGGAUAACAACUGGCCCUUGUCGUACAGGUCGUACGGGCUGCACUGCAGUGACUACAGCACACAGUUCAAGGGCGGAAAGAAGCUGGUGUAUGUGCCCGCUCGCUCGCUCGCUCGCAUGUGGACAGUGGUGUGGUGGCCGGGCACCGUGCCUGCGCUCAAGUCGGGCGAUGUCGUCGGCUGCGGGUUCCACAACACCACCCACGACAUAUUCUUCACUCACAACGGCAAGGCCCUGCCGGGAGCACUUCAGCGGAUAUACGGCGAGCUCUACCCGACCGUCACAGUGUGCAGCAAUGGGGCACGCUUCACCGCCCGGUUCAAGCCUCCCUUCGCCUACUCCAUCUCUCUGAACUGGGCUCCCCCCGAGCUCGUGGACUACAUGCCGCGUGAGCUCGACCCACUGGCCUGCGGUUCGUCCCUGAAGCUGCACGAAGCCAACACUGUCGUGGAGUACACGAACUCGCAUGACGGCAUCAAUGGGUUGGUGCUGGCCGACCAUCCGUUCAACCCCACACAGAAGGUGUCCUACUUCGAGAUGGAGGUGGUGGACCGCGGGCAGAAGGGAUGGAUCGCCAUCGGCUUGAGCGUCUUCGACUAUCCGCUGACCCACCAUCCGGGCUGGCGCAGAGGGUCGUGGGGCUACCACGGCGACGACGGGCGUAAGUUUGGGGAGAGCGGCACGGGUGAGCCAUUCGGGCCUUCCUACACCACGGGCGACGUCAUCGGGGUGGGCCUCCAUCACCAGCGCAAGGAACUGUUCUUCACCAAGAACGGCUUUUUCCUGGGCGUGGGCUUCGUGGGCAUAACCGAGGACAUAUUGUUCCCCUCGGUCGGCCUGCACAGCUACGGUGAGAAGGUCCGGGCGUGGCUCCUCCGUAGCGAGCGGCCUAAACGCCAACAACACUUCCCAGACUUCAGGGCGUGGACACCAGAGCAGGUGGGACAGUGGCUCGAGUCGACCGUCGGCCUGGGCCAGUACCAGAAGAAAUUUGUUGAGAACGACAUCACCGGAGAAACGCUGGAGUCGCUGGGCGAUAGCGACGUGCUGAAGAAGGAGUUGGGGAUCACUAGCUUUGGCCACCGGAUGCAGAUCGUCAAGCACAUCCAAGGUCUGCUGAGCAAGGACCAGCAGGAGGGCGGGUCUGGGAGCUCCCUUUCCGACAGGGAGGACAGCACCGGCCGGGAGCGGAGCAGCAGCAGCGGUAGCAGAGAGGGCUCGGGAUCCUUCUCGCCACGACCUUCCUUACCCGACGAGCGAGCAAUGAGUCGGGUGGAGGUCAAGUACGAGGAUCUGGAGAUGGGCGAGUGCAUUGGGAAGGGCUUCUUUGGCGAGGUGCGGCGGGCAAGGUGGCAGGGCACGGAUGUGGCGGUGAAAGUGAUCUACAGGAAAUCGUUCCGAUCAGCCGACGAGUUCCAACUCUUCGAGAAGGAGGUGGCGGUGCUCAGUCUGCUGCGACAUCCCUGCAUUGUACAGUUCAUGGGGGUCUGCGUGGGGUCGAAGAACUGCAUCGUCACCGAGUUCAUGGCCGGGGGCAAUCUGGAAAGCUUCGUGCUGCUCAAGCUGGCGGUCCUCGAGCACAACCCGUAUCUCCGGCUGGACAAGCACCUGGGCGCGAAGGUGGCGGAUUUCGGGCUGUCGCGACUCAAGGGUGAGAACAGGAUGACCGAGGGUGUGGGCUUCCUGCCCUUCCAGGCACCGGAGGUGUUCAAGGGGGAGGAAUACUCCGAACAGGCCGACGUUUACUCCUUUGGCAUGGUGGUGUGGUUCCUGUUUGCCGGAAAGCAGCCGGACGAAGGGUUCGCCUCGGCGCUGCGUAUGGCCAACAUGGUUGCCCACAAGGACUACCGCCCCGCGCUGCCCGAUGGCUCACGCCCCAGCUUCAGAGAACUGCUCCGCACCAUCGAACACUACAAACAAUCCGAGAACCACAGCUCUGGAUACUUCGUACCCAACGACCCGAUCGCGACCGACCGUCCACCAGCGCCCAAGUACUCGCGGUCCGAGCCGUCGCUGGAGAGCCUGUACUAUUACGAGAGCGAGGGGGAGCACACGACCGCUUCGGGCAGCUGGGAGAGCCGACGGUCGUCGGCCACGCCCUCGCAUCACCCGGCGCACCACCAGCGCGCCGUCAACAGUGCCCCGCUCGUGCGGAGAAGUGUCGAGAACUCGGCAGCGGGCGAAGACAACGACGAAGAGUUGGCGGCUGCGGUGGGCCACAUGCGUGUGCGAGAUGCCUACCACCACUACAGCGAGGGCGACUGCAUCAGCACCGAGUGCGGGAGCCAGAGCGAGAACGAGGCGCUAUUCCACCACCACCACGGCCCGUUUGAUCAACACAGCCCCGGCGGGGAGGAGGGCGACAUCAUCGCCGCGCGCCUCUUCGGCCCCACUCCACCUCAGUAA
Acanthamoeba castellanii str. Neff is the source of this 2799-nucleotide messenger RNA. RefSeq names its product Dual specificity protein kinase. Gene Ontology annotation, molecular function: ATP binding; protein kinase activity; protein binding. Bases 1 to 2799 code for a protein of 932 amino acids. Gene Ontology annotation, biological process: protein phosphorylation. The transcript has 20 exons. NCBI's taxonomy places the organism in Eukaryota, Discosea, Longamoebia, Acanthamoebidae. The record is from RefSeq and is a predicted model, not a curated record.